Malaclemys terrapin pileata is the source of this 6059-nucleotide messenger RNA. RefSeq names its product insulin receptor substrate 1-like. The coding region runs from base 1450 to 3072 and encodes 540 amino acids. The record is from RefSeq and is a predicted model, not a curated record. Gene Ontology annotation, biological process: insulin receptor signaling pathway. Gene Ontology annotation, molecular function: phosphatidylinositol 3-kinase binding; insulin receptor binding. Gene Ontology annotation, cellular component: plasma membrane; cytosol. The transcript is spliced from 3 exons. NCBI's taxonomy places the organism in Eukaryota, Metazoa, Chordata, Testudines, Emydidae.
ACUGUGCCGCGCUCGGGGCUCGCAGCUCGGCCUGGCUCGCCUGUGGGGGGGUUAGCGCAGCCCCCCCCCCCGACACUCCUGACCUGGGAGGUGAUCGCACCGAGGGGCCCCCUGGGUUCUGCGCCCGCUCCACCUGCUUCUGCACGGGGGGGAAAAUCCACUUGUGUGGAGGGUCCCCCCCCCUUUGCCUUUUCUGCAAGUCCUCCAAGAACCCCCCCUCCGCGUUAACUUGUCCCCCCCCCGCUUCUUGCUACAUCAAUCUCCGGCUCGGGGGCCAGCGCCAGCAGCCUCCCUGCAAAGUAGCUUGUUUUCGGUGGCUUUUCGUGGGGGUUUCUCCACCGGGCCCGUGGCUUUGUGCCGAGAAAGCCCCUCGCUCGAGUUUUUUCCGUUCCUCGUUUGCGUGGAAAGUGAGACGCCCGUCCCGCUUCUGUGCAAAAGUGUUAAGAAUCGUGCGGUCGCCUUGCGCUGCUGUUUGCAACCGGGAGAUCCCAGGCGGCCUCCGUGUUCGGGGGCGAGGCGCCGAUCCAAACUUUUGCGGGCGAAACCAGGCCGAGAGCGGAGCGAUCUUUCGGCUGCAAAAAGCAACGUUGCUCCUUUCUCCUAUUUUUCCAAGUCCUGUCCCCCCCCGCCCCCUUCGCUGGCUUCCAGUUUUGCGCCAGAAAACCGCAUGGAAAAAAAAAACUUGGCUGAUUUAUUUCGCUUCUCUUCAUGUGACUUCUAUUAAAAUCAAACCCGGAGCCGAUUGCAAAAGAAGAAAUUCGUGUCCUAGUGCAAACAAGGCUGCAGCUGGCCAGCGAGGGCCUACGCGGCUGCACCUCUGCAAAGAUUGGUUUUUUGCAGCCGUUUGAGAUUGCAAAGGGACUUUUGUUUGCACGCUGCUGUGGCUUGUGCAAAAUUGGCUCCGGCAUGGCGAGGCGAAUUUGGCUGCAAACUGACCGCCCGUGAAAUCACGGCGAAGCGGGGCCAGGCUGCCCGGCGCUCGGCACGGGCUUUGGACACAUGCGGGACGCAAGAGAAGCCAGCGGCGAGUUUGCAACGGCGCCUCCCUUCGAUGCUCCUGGGUCUCCGGCAGGCCCAAUCCAGGGGGCGAAGGCACUAAACCUCUGCCCCCCGGAAGGGAGUCCUGGUGCUGUUGCAAAAACUUGGGGGAGGCGCCCUUGAAAGACAGGAGGUUGCAAAACUGGAGAGGAAUGAACUCCUGGGAAGGAGAUGAUCCGGGCGCAGAGGGGGCGUGAAACGCUGGGCACCCCCGAAGCUCGGUACCCCGAAAGAGGUAGUUGUGAAAAGGGUGUGUGUGUGAAUUGCCCCCCCCCCAAAGAGGACAGGUGUAGCGACAAACCCUAGGCACCCCCAAAGCUCUGCCCCCCGAAGCAGGCCGGAUGUGGUGGCGUUGCAAACAGGGCGCGGGGGGCAUGCCUUAACUCUCCUGUUCCCCUGAGUUGGCGCACCAUGGAGGAGGCGGCCGGUGAGGGCGACCCGCCCGUGGCCGACGUCCGUCUGUGCGGGCACCUGCGGAAGCAGAAGUCCCAGCGGCGCCGGUUUUUCGUGCUGCGGGCGCCCAGCGAGCGGGGACCGGCCCGCCUGGAGUACUACGAGAGCGAGAAGAAAUUCAGGGCUGGCGGCACCCGCCCCAAACGCAGCUUCCCCCUGGCCAGCGCCCUGAACAUCAACAAGCGGGCGGACGCCCGGCACCGGCACCUCAUCGUGCUGUAUGGCCGGGAUGGCACCUUCGGGGUGGCGGCCGAGAGCCCAGAGGAGCAGGAGGCCUGGUACUGCGCCAUGACAGAGCUGCGCGCCAAGGGCCUGUCGCAGCCGGGGAGCGGGGCGGCGUGGCCCUUCCGGGAGGUCUGGCAGGUGACCCUGCGCCCCAAGGGGCUGGGGCAGGCCAGGAACCUGGCGGGCGUGCAGCGGCUGUGCCUGGCGGAGAGCACGGUGGAGCUGGUGCAGCUCGGCGCCCCGGCCCCCUGCCUGCUGCUGCAGCUGCCGAGUGUCCGGCGCUGCGGGCAUUCGGAGAACUACUUCUUCCUGGAGGUGGGGCGCUCGGCCGCCACGGGCCCCGGCGAGCUGUGGAUGCAGGUGGAGGACCUGGUGGUGGCCCGGCACAUCCACGAAACCAUCCUGGAGGCCAUGAAGCGUCUGAGUGAGGAGUGCCGGGUGCGAGGCCGCGGCCAGGCCUCCGCCCCCAUCUCGGUGCCGGCCCGGCGCCUGCCCCCUGCCCAGCUGCCGGGCUCCGGGCGCCGCCUGCCCGAUGGGGACUACGCCCUGGCGUCGUCGGACGAGGGCGGAUCCUCCAGCCCCGGAGAGGGGCGCCCGACUGGCAGCCCAGAGCCGGCAGGCUCCCCGGAGGGGCGGGCGCCCAGCUGCAAGCGGCCGUCGCUGCCCCCCUUGGCGCUGGGCAGAGGCGCCGGGCGGAGGAAGCCAGGGUGGUGCCCAGAGUCCGGCUACAUGGCCAUGCUGCCCGGGGCAGCCCUGCCGGGCGCGGGGCAGCCAGAUUACGUGCCCAUGAGCCCCAGCGGCGGCUCUCCGCCCCGGGGCGAAGCCGCCGGCUACAUGCUCAUGUCCCCCAGCGGGAGCUGGGCGCCCGAGUACGUGAACAUGUCCCCGCUGUGGCGCUCGGCCAGCAGCACCCCCCUGCGCCGCAGCCCCCUCUCCGGCGCCCCCGGGGAGGACCCCUGCCCCUUCCGCUCCCUGCCGCGCACCUACAAGCACGGGGCCCAGCUGGCCGUGCCCGGGCACCUCUCCUCCUGCUCCUCCUCCACCAGCAGUGAGAGCUUGGAGGAGCCAGUGUCCCUGAGCCCCGGGGAGUACGUCAGCAUCGAAUACCGGCCCGGCCCGGGCCAGCCGGCGAGGGCGGAGCCCAGCAGGCGGCGCUGCAGGGAGCGGGCCAUCCCCGCCUGGGAGGAGCCGGGACUCAACUACAUUGCCCUGGACCUGGCCCGGGGAGGAGGCGGCCCGGAUGGGAGCCCCCGGGCGGCCGGCGGCCCCAGCCCCCAGGCCUACGCCAGCAUCGACUUCCACCGCUCCCAGGAGCUGCAGGGACGACGGGGCGGAAGGGACGGGCCAGAGUGCUGACCCCUUUGCAGUCCGUGCAGCCUGGUGACUUCGGGGCUCCCCUGGCUCGGGACCAACGCUCCACCCCAGAGCUGGUCGCAUUGGAACGCCUGCCACCUGAUACCUCCGCAGACGACGCACGUCGGUUUCCUCCCGAUGGACCGUGAACCCCUUUAAGUGCCUUUGUUUUUGUGGUGCACCUCUCGGGGGUGUGUGUGUGUGGAGAACAAGCCAAAGACAGACUCACGUUUUGGGGGGGGGGGGGGGGGCUGGUGCCUUGCGCUCCGGAUGUCUUUUGGAUCUGCUGGGGGGACACCGCUUAACCUGACCAUGGGCUUGAGGUUUCAAGGUCACUCCCAGCUUUGGGGAUCCCUCUGCACCGAAGCCAAUUCUUUACUCCUCUUUUUUUGGGGGGGCAUCUCCCCAGCUUCCCACCCCUUGGGAUGGAGACUUUUCAGGGGGUUGAUUCCUUAUUUGCAGGGUUCACCCCCCUCUGCGUUGGGGUCACCCCUUUGACCCCAUUAACCCUCUGGUGCCUUCAUGCCCCCCGCCUGCCUGUUUUUGGGGUACGCCCCAAAGGCUUCCCCCAUCUGCACACUGUCUUUUGUUCUCCCUGCCCCAGCAUUGGGGGGAAUAUUUUGCCCUCUCGCAUAUCCAAAAUGCACCCUGCAGAUGGGGCGUUGUGGGUGGGCCCCUGCUGCCCCCCCACACCGGUCUUAGGUUUGACACCUUUCGCGAGGAGAAUUUGGGGUUCACGCUGUGCUUCUGAAUUGCACAUGGUUAGGUUUUUUUGCACAAGCUUUAAAACGUUUAGUUUGAAACCACAUAAUUUAUAGCUGCGGCUCUGGGGCCUUAAAUCCACCUGCCCUUCGUCGGGAUCCUACCGAGCCGCUUCCUCACUCCCGGCUUUGGCCAGCUGAGCUCGCCGGGAAGGGAGUUUUUAAAUCCCCUCUCGGAAGGUUUCAGGGCCGGGCCGGGCGUUCGCUUUGCGGGAUUUAGCGCUUGUUUGCAGAAUCGGGAGUUCGAUUUUGCGGGUCCCUCGUUUGCAAGAUUGGAGCUGCAGGAAUUGGAUGUUUUUUUGGUUAUAAUAAAGCCUUUCUAUUGCAGUUUGUGUCAAAUGGGCUUUAUGGGAAAAGUGGGUAUGGACAAAAUUUGAAAUAGACUGGGAGUUCAUUUUCUGGGAUCUCCUCUGCCCUUGUCAAGGGAGAUCCACCCAGAUCGUUUAAACGCGACACAAUCCACCUGCAAGCCUGGACCUGGGGCUACACCCAGAGCGUUGGGGAGCCAAUCGUGCUCCAAAAGGCCCCCCUCGUUUCUGGGGCUGGAGAUUUGCAAAAUGAUUCUCAGCGGUCGGGAGCUCAGUUUCUCGCCCCUCCUCGACGUGAUUUACGGCCUUGCGACAAUGUCUUCGACCCAAAAACCUUUCUCAAAUGAAGAGGCAUUGCAAAGCUUGUUUGAGCCGCUUGGGCUGUUUGCAAAUACGUUCUCCAAAAAAGAAUAAGGGGAUUUAGAAGCACGGCUGGAACGGCUGCAACUUGGCGAACCCAGUUUGAUUUGUUUGUUGUUGGAAUAAAAGUAAAAGAACUUUGCCCGACGUUUCGUAAUGCGGUGGCUGCUCAGGUUCUGCAUUCAGGGCUUCAGUCAAAAUCAUUUUGCAGCUCGGCCUCAUCUGCAAAUGAAAAUUCCCUCAGCGGUUGCAACGACAACAAAAUAAUUGUCCUCAAGUGCAUCUGUGCAGGGCGGAUUGACUUGACAUUCGCAGCCGAUCCUGGCAUUUCCAACGGCUGCGUUUGGGGUUUCUUCCGCAGUGAAGGGCGUGAGAGCCACGUAGCGAAUCCAGGGGAAGCGAGAUUGCCGAACGAAAACCUUCCCAAUUAGUGAGGUUUGCAAAGAGCUUUGAAGUUUUCAACCCAAGAACGCCAGCAAAUCCAUUUCCUUUAAGAAAUCCCCAGGUCCCGCCGCUGGACUUCUUCGUUUCAAACGCCCCCCUGGGCUUUUCCAGGGGCGGAGAUCGGGCUGGCCGAGGCCCUGCGCAGCAGUCACUUCAGCAAAGUCGGUUGUCAGCUCUAGCAAGGGGCCAGGCUGCGGCGUUGAGGAACGCCGACGGUCGGGGGUUUUGGCGGAUUGCAAACCUGCUUUGAUCCAGCGGGGCCUUUGGCAGGGCCGGGCAAUGGGGUGGCUGUUCUGAGGUGGGAGGGGGUGGGGUGCCCACUUGGGGGGGUUCUUGCUCCCUGUUGGUGCUGUGUGGAACCCCCACAAUCAGAGAGGCGCGCGAUCGCCCCCUGCUGGGAGCCACCCAGGAGGUCGGGGCUGGUUUAAGUGUUGCCAUUUUGGUAGGGCCUACAGAAUUAGGCACCAGUUACAGCCCCCCCAACCCCACGUGCACUUUGCAGACCCUCCCCCCCCGUCUCCUGUGCCUGCUGGUGGGGGUGGGAGAGAUGUGACUAAGUGGGGGGUUUUCUUGUUUUCGGUGGGGUUUCAAUGGUUUGCAUGCGGAGGGGGUGGGACUCAGUUUCCCUGGGUGUUACUGGUUUAACGAGGGGAGGGGAGAGGGAGUGUGUUUUGCAGAGGACCGGAGAGAGGACGUGGGGACCCAGCCGCUGGCCGGGAGGAUGGAUACCCCAGCGACCGGUGACCUGGUGACCCGGAGGUCCAGCUGAGGAGAUGCAGCUGGUUCUGGCCAGUGGGCGGACAAUGGGCUGCAGAGUGAGGACCCAGUGACCCAACCAACCGGUUCCAGCCAGAGGACAGAAGCGAGGAGAGGAGGCUCCGAUUUACGACCCUGUUUCCCUGGAGAGAAGACAAUGGACAGAGGCGGGGUCUGGGGCCGGGGAUCUCAGAUGCCCAGCUGGGAAGCAGGGGGGCUCGGGGCUGGAGAGGGGGAGCAGGCAGAGCCCACCUGGAUGCAGAGAGACUGGGAUGUGCUGUGGUGAGGGAGGCCAGGCCUGAGGCCCUGAGAGUUUCCAGUGUUGUGUUCAAUUCUCAAUAAACCCUCCUGUUUUACGCUG